UGCUACGGGCUACAGGAAGGAUCAGAUCAAGUUCCGAGCACAUGUGCGCGUAGUGGCUGCUUCUCUGCGCCGGAGGGACCCCCAGCUGCUGAUUCCAAGAUGGGCAAGAAGCCCAAAGUGGGGAAGACCCGAAGGGACAAGUUCUAUCACUUGGCCAAGGAGACUGGAUUCCGUUCCCGUUCGUCUUUCAAGCUCAUUCAGUUGAACCGCAAAUUCCAGUUCCUUCCAAAGUCUCGGGCGCUGCUGGAUCUGUGCGCUGCUCCUGGAGGAUGGUUGCAGGUGGCUUCAAAGUUUAUGCCUGUGUCCAGUCUUAUAAUUGGGGUUGACCUGGUUCCCAUAAAGCCCAUUCCCAAUGUGGUAACGAUGCAGGAAGACAUCACCACGGAGAAGUGUCGCCAGGCCCUACGCAAGGAGCAGAAGCCAAAACACCGGCAGCGGAAGAAGUAAACCAUUUUGCCCUGCUGCUUCGUGGUUGCUAAGCGAGCAGGCCUCUUGCCACCCUUGAACAUGUCAGAAUUUCGAACUGCGCCCCAGGAGUCUCCAAGCAGCAGC
Podarcis muralis (Common wall lizard) is the source of this 552-nucleotide messenger RNA. Lineage: Eukaryota; Metazoa; Chordata; Lepidosauria; Squamata; Lacertidae. The record is from RefSeq and is a predicted model, not a curated record.